Molecule: messenger RNA, 1206 nt
Organism: Tupaia belangeri chinensis (Chinese tree shrew)
Lineage: Eukaryota; Metazoa; Chordata; Mammalia; Scandentia; Tupaiidae
Product: olfactory receptor 5
Exons: 3
Coding region: 1-1206 (401 amino acids)
Biological process (GO): G protein-coupled receptor signaling pathway
Cellular component (GO): membrane
Molecular function (GO): olfactory receptor activity; G protein-coupled receptor activity
Source: RefSeq, a predicted model, not a curated record
AUGGAGAGGGCCCUGGAGGCAGCCAACAUGACCAGAGUGCGGGAGUUCGUCCUGCUGGGCUUGUCCACGAGGCCGGGCACGCGGGACGCCCUGUUUGCCGUCUUCCUGGCUCUCUACCUGCUGACCCUGCUGGAGAACACGCUCAUCGUCUACCUGGUCUGCAGGCACAGUGAGCUCCGCAAGCCCAUGUACUUCUUCCUGGGCAACCUCAGCGGCCUGGAGAUGUGCUACGUGUCCGUGACGAUGCCCAGCCUGCUCCUGGGGCUGUGGACCGGACCCUGCCAUGUGCCUUUCACAGCCUGCUUCAUUCAGCUCUUCCUGUUCCUCUCCCUCAUUGGUACCAAGUGCACGCUCCUGGCCUCCAUGGCCUACGACCGCUAUGUGGCCAUCUGCCGCCCGCUGCACUACUCGCUGCUCAUGCGGCCCCAGGUCUGCCUGGGCUUGGCCUUGUCCUCGUGGCUUGGUGGGCUGCUGGUCUCAGUGAUCAAAACAGCAUGCAUUGCCAGCCUGUCCUACUGUGGCCCCAACGUCCUCAACCAAUUCUUCUGCGAUGUCUCCCCCCUGCUCAACCUGUCCUGCACCCACGUGGCCCUGACGGAGCUGGUGGACUUCAUCUCCGCCAUCGUCGUUUUCUGGGGGUCAUUGCUGGUUGCUCUGGCCUCCUAUGUGGCCAUUGGUAGGGCUGUGCUCCGCAUGCCGUCAGCCGCUGCCCGGCGCAAGGCCCUCUCCACCUGCGCCUCCCACCUGGCAGUGGUGGGCGUCUUCUACUCCGUGGUUCUCUUCAUGUACUCCCAACCCAGCCGCAUCGAGUCCACGGACCUCAACAAGGUGCUGUCAGUCAUCUACACGGUGGCCACGCCCCUGUGCAGCCCCGUAGUCUACUGCCUGCGCAACAGGGAGGUGCGGGCGGCGCUGGGGCGGACACUGCACCUGCGCUGUCUCUCCAGGGAGAACGGACACCACCUCAUCCCUGAGUUUAAAACUUCUGUGGCUGGGGCCGGCAGGAGAUCAUUACAGCUGUGCGGUGACAUCAUUCGCAUCCAUGAAGAAGAACUCAGACGUGUAGCUAUGGAUGUGGGGAGACGGCCAGAGAUGCUUGCAAAAGUGGAAAUUCUGGAUGAAGCAUCGACACAGUCAAAUCUGGAACAGUGCUGCCAGGCUGCCAUUACGAAGCCUAAGGUCCUCACCGUCCUCAGCAGCGUGUGA